GCGCACGCGCCGACCGCGCGCAACUCCUCCCGGAUUCAAAACCUACCGGCUCAUUUACUACCGCGCUAUAUUUAACCGCUGCGGCCAGAUUCAUAUCUGCAUGUUCCGCCAAAAAAGAAAAUAAACCGAGUUCGGACAGUGAUGUGAAAAUCGAUCGACCAGUGCCUUCGAUCAGUGUCAGUUACAAAUGAGUGGACUAGACGUCAUACGGUAUCUCUAAAUCAUUGUAACGCAGGAAGUUAAAUUUGCUAGCCCGUUGUACCGCCCUCCAAAAUGAAUCCACCGUCGGCGCUGUUUGGCGCCAUGAAUCGGGAACGAAAACCUUUCACAUAUACACCUGGAGGACUGGAUCUUUCAGAGAUUAAGUCGGAACGUAUGGCGAAACGGCUAAUGAGAAAUGCUAUGAACCAAGGAGUGCCUGAAACUCCUACACAACAAAUACAAUCUCCACAAACGCCAUCUACUCCAAUUGCUAUGCCGAAUUUCAAUUGUUUACCAGUACAAGUGUUUCCGACAUUUAAUCUCCCAGCAAAUCCUAAGUCACUGCUCAGAACAAGAAGCAAUCCUGAUUAUCCUAAAGAAUCUAAUCAGAGAGUGCCUCCUCCAUCACAAAUUGCCAUUAAUAAGCCUAGUGGAUUGCAAACACAACAGAGUACGCCAUAUAAUCCAUAUGAAAAUAUAUCACAAGUGCCACAAAUAAGUUUAAGUCAAAACAGACCUGCGUGUACUAACAACUACAAUAUAAUGCCAAAUAGCACUAUGCCUAGGACAGAUUAUGGAAGUGAUGGAUGUACAAAGCCACUUCUUCCUGCUAUUAGUUAUGAAGCAGAAUACUUUCAGACUCCUUUUUCAAGCAAUAAUGGUACAUCAGUGGUCGUACCGGCAAAACUAAAUGAUAUUCAAAUAAAUAUACCCGAAAGAAGCAAAAAUAUUAAUACUUGUAAUUUACCAAUAAAGAAUAAUGAAACUGAACAAUUAUUCCUACAAAAUGAAAAGUUGGAUUCCGAUUUAACAAUAAAACAAUCUAUAUCAAAUAAAGAUGAACCAGCUCCUAUAGAAACAAUGCCUGUUGAAAAUGAAGUGACAUCUGAUAGUGAACAGAGGGAAGUCAAAGUUGUAAAAAAACAAGUUAAGAAAGAACAAAAAAUUGAAAAUGGCAAUCAAAAUGGAAGCGCAGAUGUUGAAGCCGAAUUAGUAGUCAAGUUACCGGCAAAAAAAUCUGCAGCGAAAACUGAAACAAAAGUCGAAGUACAAAAAACUACCCUUCCCGAUGGUACAGUAGAGGAAGUGAAAGUAACUACUACAAAAACAACAAUCGAUGGUAAGACAGAAAUAAAGACAAAAACAGAAAAGAGAAUAAUACCUAAAGAGGAUGAGGAGGAAUUCGAGGAAGAAGAAGAGGAACAGGAAGAAAUUGAGGGUGAAGUACAGAAAAAGGAAGAAAUUGUUGAGCAACCUGAAGUAAUCGUGAAAAAGACUGUAAAAGAAAGCCCAGUGUUGGAAAACGGCCAAAAAGAAACAGUAAUAAAGCAAGAAGAACGAUCUGAAAGCUCGACUACAAAAAAGGUAGUAAUUGUUCAAAAAGAUGAAUCUGAAGAAGAAGAAGAGGUAGAAGAAGAAGAUGAACCAGAACCAGUGGUUAUUAAGAAACCAGUCGAAAAACCACCAUCACCUAAACCGGAAGUGAAAGAAAAAACGGAAUCAAAAGAGGAAGUUGAGGAAGAGGAAGUAGAAACCAAUAAACAAAUUAUAGAAAAAAAGAACGUACCAGAAGUGCAACAUGAAGAGGAAGAAGAUAAGGAAGAAGUUGUGACAGUUAAAGUUAAAAACGUAGAAACUACGAAAGAGGAAGAAGAAGAGGAGCAAGUAGAAGAAGAAUAUGAAGAAGCUAAGGAAGCAAGUAUUGAAAAGAAAGAAGGUGUGACAAAAGUUGAAGAAAACCAAAAACAACAGGAUUCUGAGUCUGAAUACACUGAAGAAGAAUAUGAGUCUGAGACAGAGGAAACGCCAGUAAAAGUACCUGAACCUAAGCCGAAAGAAAUCGAAUCAAAGGAGGAAAAACCAGAGUCAGAUAAAGAAAGUGUAGAAAAAGUCGAAGAAGAAAAAACCGAACAAAUUAAAGAAGAAUCCAAGCCAGUACCCAAAGAUGAAAAACAAGAAGAACCAACGCCACAAACUCAACCAAUUGCUGAGUCGAAAAUACCACUUCAAGAACCAUCUAUACCUCUUGAGAAGGUGGAGGAAGUAGAAAUAAAGCCAAUUGGACCAGCAAGUGAAGUGAUUUCGAAAACACAUACAGAAAAUACUGAAAUAUUUAGUAACACAACACAAAAACCUACAGGUCCCCUUAGUACACAAACUGAAUACAGUCGAGUCGAAAAUAUCGUAACUGUAAAUCGAACUACAAAAGCGCUUGACCACAGUUAUGAACAAAUUACACAAGCUGGCAUUCCCACGGUCAGAACAUAUUUUGCUCCAAGUAGAGAAAGGAUUGGAACAUCUCCAACUCCUUCAAAACCAUAUCAACCAGUAUAUACACCCGAACCAAAUACAGAAAGGCGUCAUAGUUUACUCCUUGACAGACUUAGUAUGGAACGUCAAUUACCUACUUCCGAUAUAUAUCAAAAUUCAUAUCAGUAUAAUAAUCAAUCAUACGAGCAGCAGAGACAAUGGUCACAAGAGCCACAAUCAGAAGUCCUGACUGUAAGUAAUGUCAAGCCUAGUAAAAUAACUAACUCGCAGUGGUAUCAACAAAAUCACAGAGAAAAUGCUAUUUACAACAACGUAACGCCCACGGUAGGCGUACCACCUCCAGCUCCCACUCCAGCGCCAGUCAGUCAAACAUGGGGCCAAUCCCAGCCCCAGUCACAACCACUUCCACAAACGCCCCAGUAUCAAUCUUCUUAUACAGACAAUACUGCACAAGAACGAACCAUCACAAAUACCUACCAACCAACGAGUUACCCUACCUACGUGCCGAAGCCUACUAAUUGGGUGAACAAUGACAUACCUGCUGUUAACACAAACCAAUAUUCAUUUUUAAACAAAGACACUACUGAAAAUUAUCAAAAGUCAACUCAACAAUAUUCUUCUUCGUACGUCCCCCCACCAUGGGAACAAGACUCAAAUUACGUAUUAGAAAACACAAACCAAAAUUACUAUCAGCCACCACCACAACCGAAUACAUACACUCCUAGUCCAAACCAAGGUUGGAAACCACCACCAGCCAAGUUUUCUAAACCACCCCCUACAGCUUACAUACCACCAGCACCAAAUCAAUCUUUUGUUAAAUCAGCUAACGUAGAACAACCUAGAACGCCUGGCAGGAAAACAUAUUACAGUGAAUAUGAAAGGCGGUACAUCACAGUACCCGAAUCCACUUAUAUCCCUGGCGAGACUGCUAAAUUCCAGCCACAACCAAACCCAUCACCUCAAUAUUAUUACGACAACAAUGAACCCUCUGAGAAGGUAGAACAUGAAUGGCGUAAAGAGCUCCGAGAAUUUACAGAGAAGACUUCUCAAACAACGGAACAAACAUCAGUCAAACCUCCAUGGGAAGAAGAUGCUAAAUAUGCCAAGUCUCCGACAGCGUAUACACCAACUCCUACUUGGAGCCAAACUCUGCGGCCGCGAUCAUGGCGUGAAAGAAGUUUCGAGUCUGAAUAUGUUGGAUCUCAAGAACUUCCGAAGACUAACACCUUAGGAAGAGGUCGCCCGUUAAGUACUUACGCUAAAACUGAAGCGCCUAUCCCUGAAAGGGGUAGAGGUGUGUCUGUGGAUAGAUACAAUCCUAAUUACUAUCAAUCUCCGAUUCCGGCCGAGCAUCCACCAGUGCCAACGCACACUUUGGCUCCUACACCUCCAGCGAAGGCCUACCACAACCCUAACGUGCCUGCGUAUCACGCACAUCCCCGUGCUUCUGCCGAACCACGAGAGCAGUCUGUACCAUAUCCACAGGCGCGUUUGUGGGGUUCGGACGCCCGUGGCAGCCCGGUCCAGUCAAGAUCUUUCAAAUAUCUUCAAUGGAUAACUGGAACAGAUGACUAAUCAUCUAGAACUAAUAUAAACUCUAAGGCUAUUUAUUUAAGACAAAUUUCAUCGCAGCAACUGCAGUCUAUUUUUGUACGAUCGUCUUCAUCGUGAUCCUAAAAUUCUUCAAACGAAUUCGAAGAGAUUACAUGAAGCGAAAAAUAGAUCUGCUUAACAGCUGCAUGAAUUGUGUAAGGUUGUAAAUUAAUUCGAUAUAACGAAUAGUUCGAUUGUAUGUAUUAUUUAAAUUUAGCGUAAGUUAGCUAUCUUUUAGAUUUUUAUACUUUUAACUACUUGAUUCUCUUUAAUUUUCGAUUUCUACAAUAAUGUACAGUUUAGCGGGCCUCGGUAUACGUAUUAAACGCAUGGGAAAUGUGUCACCCGAAAUACUUUGAUAAUCAGUUGUUAUAUGUGAUAUAUCCUGUUGUUUGCUAACCUAGUCAUUUGAGACAAUAAUGUCGCUAGUCUUCUCAAAAUAAUUUAAAAUGUCUUGAAAUGCAUUUUCUGCUUCAAUUGUUUUUUUAAUAAGGUUAUUAAUCCCUUGACUUAUAAUUAAUUUAAAUUUAAGAUUAUUUGUAUCUUACUAUAAUUAACAGUUUUCUUAGGUGUACUGUGAGAUAUUGCGUCUUUUGUCAAAAAACGAUUUAUGUCUCAUCAGUACGUGAUCUUUGCUUAAAUUAUUUGUUUUUAAAAACCAAUUAUUUUAAGCUUUCAUAACAACAUUACAGAAUCACUGUGUGUGUAAUCAAGUUCCUUUUUGCGUAAAAUAAGGUGCAUGGUCCAUUAUGUAAUAUUCGUUAUUAUUUAACUUUAUGUUAUUUGUGAGAUUAUUGUUGAGUUUUAUUUAAUAAAAAUAUAAAAUUUGGAA
Messenger RNA from Amyelois transitella, 4897 nucleotides. RefSeq names its product titin. Lineage: Eukaryota; Metazoa; Arthropoda; Insecta; Lepidoptera; Pyralidae. The record is from RefSeq and is a predicted model, not a curated record. The coding region runs from base 274 to 4047 and encodes 1257 amino acids. The transcript has 4 exons.